GCGGCGGCCGCGGGACGCGAAGCAUGGCUCAGGGCUCUCCGCCUCCGCUGCGGCGCCUCCUCGCGUUGGGGCUCGCGUUGGCUCUGCUACGCCCCACGGCCGGGGAGCAGGCUACAGGCACUGCUCCCUGUUCUCGCGGCAGCUCCUGGAGCUCGGACCUCGACAAGUGCAUGGACUGCGCUUCGUGCCCAGCGCGACCGCACAGCGACUUCUGCCUGGGCUGUGCUACAGCACCUCCUGCCCCCUUCCCUCUGCUUUGGCCCAUCCUGGGGGGCGCCCUGAGCCUGGCUCUGGUGCUGGGGCUGCUUUCUGGCUUCCUCGUCUGGAGACGGUGCCGCAGGAGAGAGAAGUUUACCACCCCAAUAGAAGAGACUGGUGGAGAGGGCUGCCCAGGCGUGGCGCUGAUCCAGUGACACUGAGCGCCCCCUGCCAGCCCGGGCCGCGCCUACUCAUCAUUCAUUCAUUCAUUCAUUCUGGAGCCAGCCCCUGCCUCCCAGACACAGCCUGAGCCAGGCUCCUCCAACCACAAGGGGGGUGGGGAAGGGAGGUGAAUCACCUCUGAGGCCUGGACCCAGGGUUCAGCGGAGCCUUCCAAGGUGUCUUAUUGCCCUGUCUUUGGCUCCAAGACAGAAAAGGAGCCUGAUGCUGGCUCACACAAACCCGCUGACACUAAGGAACUGCAGCAUUUGCACACGGGGGUCUCCUGAUGCCUUGGGGGGUCAGGCUGACUUGAGGGGCAGGCACAACAUUAGGGCCCACCCACUCAGACGUACUGAUAUUCCACCACAGGUGGUCUCAGCCUGGAGGGCUAGGGACCUGUUCUUAACACUAGGGGCUGGCCCUCUAGGAGGGCUUGCCCCAAGAUACGGACCCCCCAACCUGCAAAAGGGGGAGGACAUAUUUAUUUUGGGGAGAAAGUCUGGAGGGGAGGGAGAACUUAUUAAUAAAAGAAUCUUUAACUUUAAA
This is a messenger RNA of Galeopterus variegatus (Sunda flying lemur), 966 nucleotides long. It is a transcript of the gene TNFRSF12A, whose product is annotated as tumor necrosis factor receptor superfamily, member 12A. The transcript has 4 exons. Gene Ontology annotation, cellular component: plasma membrane. Gene Ontology annotation, biological process: positive regulation of apoptotic process. Bases 24 to 413 code for a protein of 129 amino acids. Gene Ontology annotation, molecular function: protein binding. NCBI's taxonomy places the organism in Eukaryota, Metazoa, Chordata, Mammalia, Dermoptera, Cynocephalidae. The record is from RefSeq and is a predicted model, not a curated record.